AUGGCCUCUGAAGUGGCAGCAUUAAAAGAAGACAUUGCCCGCUCAACUGCUGCAAUGCAGUUGGCAACUCAAAAUCUUAUGGAACAGCUUCAUAGGCUUUCUGAAUCACGAGCUACAAGAGAACGGUCCGCAACCCCGUGGGAAACGGCGGACACACCAAGGGAGCGUACCGAACCAAGUUUUUCAGGUGCGGUGCCUCCAAUCCAAGUGCCAGUGGCCCCGUGGGCCAGCAACACCAAGGUCAAUUCCUUGAAAGCAAAGGACAUACCCAAGUUUACAGGCAAAAGAAACCAAGACAUUGAAGAAUGGCUUAACAAAGUCCAACUUCUUCAAAACAUUAGCACAACAUCAGAUGCCAGGAUGGUACAGCUCCUACCAGCCAUGAUAGCCAAGAAAACCCCUGCCAACACCUGGUUUUACACUCUGGAAGCCCAGGAAACUUGCUCAUGGACCUGGAAAAGGUGGAAGGAAGAACUGCUUCAAGAGUUCCGAGACCCCCUAACCGAAUCCAAGCACAAAGCUGAAUAUGUGUGCUGUCAUGCAAACCCCAAAGAAUUUCACAGCUUUCUUGCAUUCAUCAACCACAAAACUCAUCUCCAGCACCUUGCUUAUGGCGACUGGGCAAACAUAGAAUGUCCUGCUGACCAGCAUUUCAACCUAAUAGUCAAACAAUUGCCCAGCAACAUCCAAAUCAUGGUCAAAUCCUGUAACGUCACGAAGCUGACCAAAUUAAAAGACUUCCUGUGCCUUUAUUUCGGCUCUGAUGACACCAGAAAACGAGACCCUUGCUACAGCGGUGCUGCUGAAGCUCAGAAGAAGUCACAAAAGACCGCAAUCGACAAAGGCCCUAAGCAGACGGCUCAACAUAAAACCGGAAACCCCGAAAAGGGUCGCGACGGCCCUCAGAAGAUGGUUCCGGACCCCAACACAGAACCACCAGCACCCUGCAAAUUCUGUCAGAAAAAGCAUUGGAAUGUUUUCUGCUGGCAGAACCCGAACCGAAAAGAUCCUGAAGAUGGAAAGAAGGGACCAUAUGGAGCACCCAUGCCCGCAGGUUGGAAACCCAAACAGGAGUCCAAGAAGUCAUACAUAGUGGAGCUGGACUCGACGUCCGCUACCACCGAGACUCUUUUUUCGGCUUCGGAACUGGAAAGGACAGCCGCCGCUAAUCAAGGAUUCCACACCAUCGGAUUCUUUCAUUCACCCGAGCACUCGGAAUCAACAAUUUUGAUGACCGCACCUCUUUCCAAGGUCACGGUGACCAAGGAAGAGGACCCCCGCAUGCCCACGCAGGGCUGGGACCAAGUCUGGGACAACAUAGCCAUCAUCUGGGGCACCCCGCAAGUGGCUCUGAUGAUGGGCAACAACCCCCGCGCGCUCAGCUUCUUCGCCAAAGAACCGAAGCGAGGCACCGGGCACCUUGGGAACGACCCCUACGCAGUCGCGUGGAGUUCCCACCACCUCUACAUUGCUGCCGCAGCCGAAGCUGACAAGGAUCGAAUCCUGUGA
This is a messenger RNA of Spizellomyces punctatus DAOM BR117, 1509 nucleotides long. RefSeq lists its product as uncharacterized. Bases 1 to 1509 code for a protein of 502 amino acids. The record is from RefSeq and is a predicted model, not a curated record. The transcript is spliced from 2 exons. NCBI's taxonomy places the organism in Eukaryota, Fungi, Chytridiomycota, Chytridiomycetes, Spizellomycetales, Spizellomycetaceae.